ACAGGAAUCCACAUGGACACAUAAUCUACGAGACAAGCCAGACUUUCAUCUCAAAAAGUAGUUUGUGGCAAGGGCAGCCAUGGCUCAGCAUCAACCAUGGAAAUUCUUGGUUUUUAAGUUUAUAAUUCUUGGUGGAUGCAUUUUUCUUGGAGCACAGGGCAGCUCACUCUUCGAUAAGAUUCAUGAACAACACCCCCAAAAGGGAGACAAAAGUUCCAAAACUUCCAGAAAGUCUUCAUCUGGACAGCGUCGUGCAAGUAGUCAGGCUUCAACUGAGGAAGCUGCCACAAAAUCAAGUACCGUUCUGGAUCCCGAUUUCGACAUGAUUAGAAGGAUCAAGGCUGGCACUUUCGAUUUCUUCAGGGAUUCCUUGCCCGGCAUGCUCGAGUACGUUGGAGGAGACGGGAGUGAAAAGGAUUGGGAGGAAACGGUCACAAAGAGGGAGGCACGACAAAUCUUUGAGCAAUUUCCCUUCAUGAAAACCACCAACGUCUGGAAAAGAUUUAUAGAAACGGGAGAGGUUGCGGAUGAGGACGCCGCCGCCGCUGCAAUGGUCGAGGCAGUGCGAGAGAUGGGGGCUACCCUCAUCGAGGCGAGAUCUAUCACCAAAGACGCCGACACUGUCGUCCAGCACGCGAAUGACUUCCUCGAUGAUCUGAAAGCAAACGACGCCUCCUCCCCUGAACUCGUCGCGUCCGCCAAAAGGGGAAGUCCCAGGGCUAUCGCCACUCUUCAACAGAAAUUUGUGGACCAGUACCUGGGCGGGAUCGAUCUGGAGACUUUUCAGUGGGUGGACAGGGCACGAGACAACUUUUUCGCGGACGAAAAUUUGCUUCGUGCGGUUGGGGACGAGAGCGUUCUGAGCAAUCUUAGGAACCCGAACCUACGACCUCUUAAGGUGAGCGAGUACGAGGAAGCCGACCCAGCGCGCAUUCUGUCCUCCCUCACCGGUAAUCAGGCGCCCAGCUAGCUCUGCGCAAAGCUUCUUCCAACGAGGCCCAUGAUAGAGGGGAACGCAUGAAAGAAAUAAUCAUUGAAAGGAGGAACAGAAAGGGAGA
Nannochloropsis gaditana CCMP526 is the source of this 1058-nucleotide messenger RNA. RefSeq lists its product as uncharacterized. The coding region runs from base 80 to 970 and encodes 296 amino acids. The transcript is spliced from 7 exons. The record is from RefSeq and is a predicted model, not a curated record.